AUGGAUGGCGAGGUUCGUGAGAAUACGACUGAUGAUAUGUCAUGGGCAGCUGCUGAGAUUGGGUUUGGUGCGCGCGAGGGCCGGCUCGACCCCGGUCAGGGCGAGGGUACCCUUGAUGCUGCUGGGAUGGAGUACUCGACAUCAGAUAAAUUGCACGGGCGGAUGUCCUCGAAACUGGGUAAACACAACCACGUCUUUAACCCCCCGAAUGCAUAUCCUGAAAUUGCCUGCGGGUGGAAGAAGGCAUCUGAGAAGGCGCAUGGGUUGUGCAGCUUGUCAAGCAUCCAAAACUACGGAAAGAGGGAUAAGUAG
Messenger RNA from Penicillium chermesinum, 312 nucleotides. RefSeq lists its product as uncharacterized. The transcript is spliced from 2 exons. The record is from RefSeq and is a predicted model, not a curated record. Bases 1 to 312 code for a protein of 103 amino acids. Lineage: Eukaryota; Fungi; Ascomycota; Eurotiomycetes; Eurotiales; Aspergillaceae.